UCUUGGGCCCAAUUUCUUGUUAUUUUCUCGCAUUCUCUUUCAUGGCUAGCCGCGGCUCCUCACGUAGUCCUAACCAACCUUUGACCUAGACUCCUGCAAGGGCUUCCUUCCAAUCUGUCAUCGUGCCUUCCGAGGAUCGAGCCCCUCCAUUCUUUGAAGGAUUCACUUGGCGUUCCACUCUCACAGAGUGGGACUUGACGAAGUUGAGGUCCACCUAUCUCAUCCUGGAUUCUGUGGAGCUCUCCUUCCGAGAGGGAGGAUGCGUCGAUAAGGAAGGGUACGUGGGAUUUGUUGCUUUACCGAUUUGUGCCCUAGCGUAUGGUUUGCGAUUCCCCUUCAUUCGCCCAGUUCGUGAUGUUUUGGAUUUUCUAGGGUUGGCCCUCACCCAACUUCAUUCACACGCAUGGCAUGUUCUACGAUGCUCGUGUGUGGUUUUGUGCAUGACCUUGGAGCCUUUGGGGGAGAUGUACCCAGACUUGACCGCCAAAGAAUUCUUAUCUUUUUACUCCAUGAAGGGAUUGCUAGGUAACAUCUGUAGUUUCUAUGUUCGUUCACAACGCCUGGCAAUGUUUGAGCCCUGCCACUCUAAUGCCAAACAAUGGCAAAGAAAAUUUUUCUUUGUCUGGUGGAGGUUGGGAAUUUCCCGCCUCUAAAAUUCCCCUUCGAGAUUUCCUCAUUCGUGCGAAUUAAGGCAAAAUCCAUGAUGACAAAAGUCUCUUGCUGGAGCUAAAUGACAAAGAAUGCUCCUGCGUUGAUAUCAUCCUCAAUUGGGCUAGAGAGAAUGAUGGCGGCUUGGGAGGCCAAGCAACUUUUGACCGUUGCCAACAUUGACAGGUUCCUUGUGGUGCCCAACCGGGCCCAUGUUUGGGGGCGUAAACUUAAGGCUGUGGCGCCUCUUGCAACGAGGUGUGCUUCUCAGUCUGCUGACCCUCCCCAAAAGCACCCCAAUUGUAGUGAAGACGGUGAGAGUGAGACUACAGACUCCAGUGUGGAGCCAAAGGUGGAAUUAGCAAGGGUUGUGGUUUUUGAUUCUACUGUUGCUGUUGGGAGUGAGACGCCCAGAGGCUAUCCUGUGAGGGUGUCGCCACCAACAUCGCUAGGUCUUGGCGACCUCAAUGGGCUCAUGGGGCAAGCCCUCGUUGACUUAGCGACGACCUUUGAUUUCGACUUGCCCCCUAAGAGGUACUGUUCAACAGGUACUUCACCUUUUGAGUUUCCUUCCCUUCCCUCCUCGACUUUGACUCUCAGUGGCGGCGAGAUAUCUAAAGAUAUCUAUUACACCUUUUCCAUGGGUGUGUCCGGGAUUGUCACACUUGCAGCUACUGAAACCUGUGGGGGGCAAGAUUCCACGCUGAGUUCCCCCUUCCUGCGAUCAUCUCGAGGGGUGAAACCCCACUAAGGGAUCAAGAGAGGGUCUCUAUUCCCUCCCCUUCUCCUUUUUCCUUCAACGGUGAGGGAAGAGGAAGACGAAGCUGAUCUGGAUGUUGGCGACGCGAGUUUUGGUGACCAUGGGGAGGGGCCAAGGUGAAGGCCACACUGCAUUUGUAUCUGAGUUGGAAGUUCCAGCUACCCCUUUCCUGCCUUUGGUGCAUUCCUCAUUAGGGGGGAACUCAUACGGCGGCCAGAGCAAGUGGGUAGA
Juglans microcarpa x Juglans regia is the source of this 1639-nucleotide messenger RNA. RefSeq lists its product as uncharacterized. The record is from RefSeq and is a predicted model, not a curated record. NCBI's taxonomy places the organism in Eukaryota, Viridiplantae, Streptophyta, Magnoliopsida, Fagales, Juglandaceae. The transcript is spliced from 2 exons. Bases 731 to 1399 code for a protein of 222 amino acids.